Messenger RNA from Aethina tumida (small hive beetle), 643 nucleotides. RefSeq lists its product as uncharacterized. The coding region runs from base 113 to 496 and encodes 127 amino acids. The record is from RefSeq and is a predicted model, not a curated record. The transcript has 3 exons. NCBI's taxonomy places the organism in Eukaryota, Metazoa, Arthropoda, Insecta, Coleoptera, Nitidulidae.
AUAAAUAUAAUCCCACUCUGCAAAUUCCCCUCCUGCUGUACGCAACAGAAGGCGAGGUGCCAGCAUAUAAAAAUAUUUUCAUUCGUACCAGUGCUCCUGCGACAAAAACAAUAUGGCAAAACUCAUUGCUCUUCUGUGCUUUACCGCGGUAUUAUCAUCCGCCUUCGCUUUGGAGUGUUACAAAUGCGAACGGGACGGUUGCGACAAACCGAUGGACAAAUGGGAGAAGCAAACCUGCGGAACCGUCGGUGACCCGGCUUGUCUCAAGCAAGUGUUCGAAGAUAAGUUAACGAAAAAGGAGACAACGAUCAGGAGGUGCGUCAUCGCCGCAAAGGUGGGCAACGAGUUGACACACAAUUGUGACGCCGGCGUCGGUGCUACCAAAUUCUGCGAAAUCUGCACCGGCACCCUGUGCAACUCCGCGACCACCGUUUACGGACAAUACGCUCUUGUUGCCGCCGUACUCUCCUACCUUCUCCCCAAAUAUCUUCUAUAAAUUUCUCCGUUAGUUAAGUUUUAGGGUUUAUUGGUUGACUUAGUUUGAAUGUGACCUCUUCAUUUGGUACUUAUUCCAUUUGUUUAGAAUUUUUUCAUAGUUUAUCACCGUUUUUACUUGUUUUGUUAAAUAAACUGGUUUACUAAC